AUGAGUGCAAUAAUGCUGAACCAUCCACGUCGACACUUGACGUCCGUGCCGUCAAAUAAGCGGAAAGACAGAGACGGCCUUGACGCCGUGAACCCGUUAACAACCUCAAAGCUAGCCAAGCCGAGUGUUCAUAGAGCUGACAAGCCGACCACUCCCAGACCUUCCCAGCCGGAUAUGAAUAAUCAGCUUCUGGCUGGUUAUUUGGCUCACGAGUUUCUGACGAAGGGCACUCUUUUCGGUGAGCCGUGGGAUCCAGCUCGAGCCGAGGCUGUGCCUGUAUCAACAGAUUCAGCCGAGUUUAGGAAGCAGAAGUAUAGCCAGAAAGCAGAUGAAGCGAGUGUGAAGUCCAAUGCGGGUGUAGAGAAGUAUCAGAGGUACGUAGAAGUAGCGGAUCUGCUCAAGGGAAAUGGGGCCCACUUGCCUGCUGUGAUGAUGCGUUUGCACCACGUGGAGGGGAUUCAUUGGUUUAUACUCUUCUGCUUGGAAAAAUCGGAUCCAUGUGGAACUAGGGAAUCUGCUGAAGACCGGUGGGGCCCACCUCAGAGCGUCGAUCCAACUCCAACUUAG
Ilex paraguariensis (yerba mate) is the source of this 567-nucleotide messenger RNA. NCBI's taxonomy places the organism in Eukaryota, Viridiplantae, Streptophyta, Magnoliopsida, Aquifoliales, Aquifoliaceae. The record is from the annotation of a GenBank genome assembly.